CCCAGUGCCAUUUUAAUGUUGUUCCAACUUAUCUCUCUGGCAAAAAUGACUGCAAAUAGCCACUGUCCCCGACAAACGACGUGAGACAGCUGUUUCUAUUAAUAACCUCAACCCUCUUACCAACCACGAGACCUCCCUGUGCCUUCUCUGGUCUCACCACAGCAAGCCUGGUCCUAGACAAGUGCGCAACACGCAGACAGACAGCAACAGAGGAAAUCAACAAAGCAGCAACCACAGAGGAGGCAAAACACUGACACGCAGAGCUGUUUGACUGCAGCUCUCGUCAACAACCAGGAAACUCAAAGACCUGUUUGUAUGAAUAAACCUAAAACCUAGAAACAUGAAAUCACUGCGAUUUAUUGCUGCUGAGGGCUUCAUCCAGAGUGGUCCAAGUGCUGUGGAAAACCUGAACUGUGUGUCUUUUAACCUCUACCCACUUCUCUUCAAGGCCUGCUACCUCCAUGAGCAGGCUGACUUGCUGCAUGAUUUGGUCGAGGUAUGGCCUCUUCCUGAGCUCAACCUACACAGGCUCCUGGGAAAGUCAGUCGACUGUCAGAUGGACCUCACCACCCGUACCUGCCGACUUUGUCUGAAGGCCAUUUUAACUGGCUUAAAGGAUUACGUGCUGUCUCCUCCAAGAACCUACGCCAAGAACUUGCAUGUGGUGGACCUGACUGCCCUGAAGGAUGUCGAGUACCAGGCCUGCCCCUGCCAGUCCACCCUGGGCCGAUGGGCAAGAACCCAGAUCCUGACGCAAAUGUGCUAUGAGACCAUGGUGGCCAUGCAAAACAUCGACUGGUCCCAAUCUGUCUUUGAAACAUCAAUUAAUGUCCGUCUGAACGGCUUCGUCACAGGCCGCAACUAUGAGAUGGUGGCUCAGGCCUUCCUCCUCCUCCGCUACUGUCCACUGAAGCUUCGUUUUGUUGGUUUUCGGGCUGAUUCCCUCGCUCUCAAGCAGCUGUUCUAUGUUCUUCGCCUAGCAGAACCCGAGUCCAUCUCAAAGCUGGAGGUGGUCCACAAUGUUCCCCUGGAGGCCAUACACUUAGAGGUGCUGCUGUCCAGGGUGGAAUUCCCUAAAUUACAGUCUUUGACCCUGCCAGCUGGGGCGUUGGAUGUUAGAAGGUUGGGCACUGAUGAAGAGGAUCUGCUGGCCACCAUCGGCAAUCUACUGGCAAAACUGAGCAGCCUGACUGAGCUCUAUGUUAGCUUCUCCACUCUAACGGGACACCUACGCAAACUGCUUAAUCCUCUCAACACUCCACUGCAGUGCUUGGAGGUGGCCAACUGCUCCUUGAACCGUUUGGACAUGACAUACCUUUCCAACAGCCUCCACAGUGAGGCCCUGGUCCGCCUGGACAUCAGCGGGCAUGACAUCUUCAGCUCUUUCUCCACCUAUUUCCACAAACUGCUCAGGCGUUGCUCUGCCACGCUGGUCAGCCUGGCCCUUGAAGAGUGUAACAUAGAGGACGAGCACAUGGACGCCUUCACUAACACUCUGGCUUGCUGUCAGGGGCUGGAGGAGCUCAAAAUCCUGGGAAACCCUCUGACGUCUGUAGCCCUGCUUAGGUUAUUCUCCAUACUAUGUGCAGGCUUUCCGAAGUUAAAGUACAUAGAGGUACCAGUUCCCCGUGACUGUUACUCUGAGAAUGUCACUUAUCCUCUUGAUGAUUCAGACCUACUGCAGUACAACAAGGAGUUGUUUCAGGAAGUCAGGGGCCAGCUGAUUGGGAUCCUGGAAGGAGCUGGUAGAGGGAAUGUCGAGAUAUGCACCCCACUCAUGGGGGCCUAUGACCCAGACAUUAAUGAAACUGGCAACGAGCUGGGAGUGUCUAUGUUAAAAAGUUUUAACGGCGUCAUUGGGAACUUCAUAGGAACCAUAACUGACGUGGACAGCAGGAGAGCACAGGCUCAGAAAGAUAAUUAGUGGGGGUACCUGUGGAAGGAUCAAAUAAAUGGGUUGACACGCAAGGGUCACGAACUCAGAUCUUUUACAUGAGUCGAGACAUUUGUGUAAAGCAGACCUGAAUCUUCAAACCUUACAGAAAUGUUCAUGCUUUGAUGACUAUGAGUGACCCCUGCAGACAAUUUCUUGCUUUUUAAGUUGGGAUGUGCUGAUACGAUCCCGGCCAAAAUCCCUGGAUUGGAUAUCAUAGAGACUCUUUCACAGUUUGAGCGUGUUUUUAGAUGGCUAGUUUGAGCAAAGUGCAUCCAUACAAAUGCCAUACCUAUUUUUGAGGCAUGACUCACAGCCAACACUGUGAAAAUACAUCAUAUUUUAUGACAUAUGUAGGACCAUCAUCACUUAUGAGAUAUUAUCUGAACAGGGAAUCAUUAGUUUUCCCAGUGUUUCUCAGUGUGCAAGGCAAACAGAUGUGCAGUGUAGGUAGAUGUAGCUACUAUAGUGUGUAUAGUAGAUACUUGAAGUUUGCCUGGGAUUUUUCUUUAGCUAUAACCAUUGUAUAUGUUUGUGUGUCUAUGCAUUGGUUUAAAUGUAUAUUUUUGGAUUUGUAAAGGUAAACAGCAGUUAUUUGCACCGUGGGACAGAUCCAAAUUUAGUAAGUAUACAAAUGUAACGGUUACAUUUUGUCAUACUAAUAAAUCAAAUCUUUAAAUAGCCUAC
Dicentrarchus labrax (European seabass) is the source of this 2620-nucleotide messenger RNA. RefSeq names its product leucine rich repeat containing 14B (gene lrrc14b). NCBI's taxonomy places the organism in Eukaryota, Metazoa, Chordata, Actinopteri, Moronidae. The transcript has 3 exons. Gene Ontology annotation, cellular component: cytoplasm. Gene Ontology annotation, biological process: negative regulation of cell differentiation; positive regulation of cell population proliferation; negative regulation of DNA-templated transcription. The record is from RefSeq and is a predicted model, not a curated record. Bases 341 to 1924 code for a protein of 527 amino acids.